Messenger RNA from Aspergillus welwitschiae, 1368 nucleotides. RefSeq lists its product as uncharacterized. NCBI's taxonomy places the organism in Eukaryota, Fungi, Ascomycota, Eurotiomycetes, Eurotiales, Aspergillaceae. Bases 171 to 1157 code for a protein of 328 amino acids. Gene Ontology annotation, cellular component: membrane. Gene Ontology annotation, biological process: arachidonate metabolic process. The record is from RefSeq and is a predicted model, not a curated record. The transcript is spliced from 3 exons.
GAUCAGCCGUUGACGGGUGUGCGUCAUUGUCUCUGAGGCGGAGAUUCCCAUAAGCAGUGUUCGGUGUCAGCGUCGAUGGCGUAUAAAUAGUAUCGGAGUCCGUGGCUCAUGGUGGCUGAACCAUGUUGGCUUCUGAACUCAUCUAGAAGUUCAGCAUUACCGUUUGCACCAUGGUGAGGAACAUUAGUCUCCUCAGCCUCGAUGGCGGGGGUGUCCGCGGAUUAUCCUCCCUUUACAUUCUGAAGCACAUCAUGGAAUCUAUCGAUCCUGAAAACACACCAAAGCCAUGCGAAUACUUUGAUUUGAUAGGAGGAUCCGGAUCAGGCGGAUUAAUAGCCAUUAUGCUUGGUCGAUUGGAGAUGGACAUUGAUCAGUGCAUCAACGCAUACAAAAGGCUGUCAAACCACGUAUUUGCUCGAAAGCGACUGCUGCCAGUAGGAGGCAACUUGCGCCGACAAUCGAAAUAUGACGGUCGCAGGAUUGAAACUGCCAUGAAGGCGAUUCUUCAUGAGCUUGGCUACGAAGAUGACAUACUUCUAAGAGAACCGGCAUCUUCUUGCAAAGUCUACGUUUGCGUGACCGAUGACGGUUCAAAACGUAACCUAGCACCCUUGACAAGCUACCCGAGCAAAUACUGCUCCAACGAGCUUUACAAGACCGCCAAAGUAUGGCAGGCUGGUAGAGCUUGCUUCUCCACAGAGCAGCUCUUCGAUCCCGUUCCUAUUGGACCAAGCGGACGGCGAUUCUACAAUAGCAGCACAGACGCUAACAAUCCCGUGCGAGAAGUCUGGAUAGAAGCGAGAGGGAUAUGGCCAUCCGGCUCAUUGGAUAGCCAAAUACGCUGCAUGGUAUCGAUUGGCACGGGUGUGCCAUCAAUCAAACGAUCCGGCAAAGCGAUGUUCGGCUUACUGAAGACAUCGCGCACUGAUUCCGUUGAUACCGAGAUGGACAUGAACAAGUUCCUCCGAGAGCAUACCGAACUAGACGACGAGAAUCGUCUAUUCCGAUUCGAUGUCCCCAAUGGCUUAGCGGAUAUUUCACUCGAUGGGAUUGAUGAGAUCGACACGAUCGUGGAUGCUACCGAGGAAUAUCUCGCCAAGGAGCCGGUCUACAAGCAGAUUCAGAAAUGCGGGAAAGCUCUCAGUGCAGGGCCGUAGGGCAUGUUGUGGUGUUCCUUUUUGUAUGAAAUUGGGUGGCAGACUGCUGGAGUUGGAUGCAAACGUCAAUUAUGUCUAGACUUAUUAAUACUAUCGAUACCAUUGUCGCGAUUCGCUUCGAUUCAUCGCAUGCUAUGACUGAAUGAACAACAAUCAAUAUCUUCCACAUUGGAAACCAAGACAAGAAUAACCUUCCCGAACCUUAUUCUCA